This is a messenger RNA of Miscanthus lutarioriparius, 3426 nucleotides long. Lineage: Eukaryota; Viridiplantae; Streptophyta; Magnoliopsida; Poales; Poaceae. The record is from the annotation of a GenBank genome assembly.
AUGCUGGCAGCAAUAGCGGCCGUGAUAGCAAAUCAGAGGAGGAUAGCGAUGCCGACAGCGGCAGCGGCCCUGCUAGCCAAGCCGAUGAGGCCGGAGACGACACCAGCAGCAGUGGUGGCGAUUCUUCUAGCCAACCUGGAGAGGCCGGUGAUGGUGACAGCAGCGAUGGCUCUGCUAGCCAACCCGGGGAGGCCGGUGACAACGGGGAUCUUGAUCUACGAUGCCAGGGCCACGGUCGACCUCGGGUGGAGCUAUUGGCCAUACAUGCUGAUCUUCAUGUCAAAGGCACGGAAAUCGUCGUCUUUGACGGCAGGCGAGGCCAGAUCAUCUAUAGGAAGGAGGAAGGAGAAGAGGAGACAGAACAGCAGCAGUGGCGAUGCCGGUGGUCUCAUCCAAUGGGAAUGGGACUGUUAUGACCCCAAGUACGCCGCCCAAGUCGACCAACUACCCGUGAGCCAUACCAUCUGCGCUCCGGACAUGCGCCCCGAGGUAGCUGAGGUCACCUACGUUGUGAUGUCAGAUGCCCUGGAGGCCACAGUGCAGGUCAGGCUGCGACUCAAAGAUGGGCAUAACACUGCUGGCAUUGGUGGUGAGAUCACUGCACGUAUCGACGGCUUUGAAGACAAAUACAGGAGCGUCCUCUUCAGGUGUGCAAAGGGGACGCGUCAGUGUUUCUCCCCUACCGAUGACGACUCGUGGUUCCUUCUUGAGCUGGCGAGGAAUGUGGUUGCAGUGCCAUGCGGCAGUGCGCUUCAAAUAGAGGUGAACCUCCAGAUUGAAACUGGCGAUGGCAAGAAAGUUGAAUUGAAUAAUGUUCCUCUCCGUUUCGCCAAUGGAAUUAGUUCCAGUAAAACUGACGACGGCAAUGAAGUGGAAGUGGAAGUGGAAGUCACCUGGUACCCGGAGAUCGCACGACCAAUAAGUCACCCUCCGGAGCAAAUAAUAACCAGCAAAGAGGCUCUGGAGAAAUCUAUUACUGCUCCGUCGUCGUUAGAACAAAUCAUCAGUGGUACACAGGAGGCCAAAAUGGUUUCAGGGCAUCGAAGUGUAGUGUACACCAUCGGAGACGAACUGUCGUUCACUGAAUUUAUAAUGGAUCUCCGUGGCAUCCUCGCUGACCAUCCAGACCGCGAGGAUAUCUUUGAUCGCCACCACAGAUCAAUUUUCUCCUCCACCAGAGAACACCCAGUGCUCGCCAAGCAACGUGCUGAACAGCCGACGAGGUGGAUUCACGUCAAGCUGCAAGCAGUGAAGGGAGAGCAAACGAUGUCGACAACCCUAAUCAUGCGGGACGACAACUUGUAUGUCUGUGGCUUCAUGAACCAGCAAGGAGAUUCAUUUGAGCUCAUCGAGAACCCAGAUAGAUCUGCCGAUAUACUUCCAGUUGAUGAAUACAAUCCCCAACGCCUAAGCUGGGGUGUCGGUUACGGAUCUUUACUGGACUUCGACACUGAAUGUGGUCUUGUGAGAAUACUGGAGCACGUGAAUCCGGGCCAGGACUUCGCCAGGAAUGCCGUGCACGUUCUGUCGUGCUUCCCAGCUUGGGUGGACGAUCGUAUUCCUAUGAAGUCACCCAGGUUGGCACUAGCGGGGCUGAUCCUCAUGGUCUGCGAGUCUGCAAGGAUGAAUCCAGUCUACAACUUCUUUACAAGCUCGUGGAGCAGGAGCAAGAAAGAUUACACGGUAUUUUCCGACAGGGAAUUCAACCAGGAUCUGAUGGUUGAUUACGUGUUGAAUAAAUAUGGGAGGAUGUCACGCCAGCUGCUGGCAUGGAAGAGUAGAAGAUAUGCCAACCCGCACCCCAUUUCACUGCUACGAGACAUUUACCUCGUGCUCAACUACCGUUUGGAUCCACCUCAUCAGGCCGGCGGCGCCGAGAGCAGCAGCAGCUUCAUGGACCUUUCUUGGUCGCGACAUCAGAAGGUUGACGGCGCCAAGGACCGACCUCGGGUGGAGCUGUUGGCCAUGCAUGCGGACCUUGGGGUCCUUGGCACAACCGUAAUAGUCUUCGACGGGAAACGAGGCCAUAUCAUCUAUAGGAAGAAGGAACAAGGAGAAAAGGGAACAAUGGCUGAUUUGGUGCUCACGGGACCCUGCACAAGCAUCUUGGCAUACGGGUGCUUUGCCAUCAAAAUUGACAUCCCAGGACCCUACACCAGCACUGGCGAUGGCGGUGGCGGCGGUUCCAUCAAAUGGGAAUGGGACUGCUAUGACCCAGAGUACGCCAGGGAAGUUGACAAAGGACCCAUGACUUGGACCAUAAGCUCUUCAGGCCCCGGCCGCAACGUUGAGAUCACCUAUGCGGUGAUGUCCAACGCCCUGGAGGCCACAGUGCAGGUGAAGCUGCGGAUGAAAGAUGGGAACAGCCCUUGUAGCGUCUACGGUGUUAUUACCGCUAGCAUUGGUGAUUUCAAAGGUGAGAGCAUCCUCUUCUCGCGUACAAAGGAGACGGCACAGCAUCUCUCUCCAAUGACGGACUCGCCGCAGGGCGUCAUGUAUCAGUUGGUGCGGUCCCUUGAGCUGGCCAGGAACGUGGUUGCGGUGCCAUGUGGUCAACGGCUUCACAUAGGGGUGGACCUGAGCAUUGAAACUUCCAAGAACCAAGGGGCAAGUAUUAAUCCGCGUUUCAAUAAUAUUAAUCUCACCUUCGACAACUGCAGUAGCUGGUCGAGUCAACGUCUUGAAGUGGACGGGUAUGAAGUUGAAGUGAACGUCGCCUUGUACCCUUGUGAUCAAUAUGGCCCGGGACCAUGGAAGAUGGAUACGAUCUGGCAACCUGACAUAUCCUACAUGGUUGGGAAUGAUGCAGAAGGAUUCAGUACAUUCAUCAUUGAGCUGCGUAGAUUGGUGACCGACCACCCACGCUGCAGGGAUCUCGUGGCUGAUCAUCCAGAUCUCUCAUCCACAAGUAACAACAAAGUGCUCCGCAAAGUCACUGACCGCAUCCAACCAGAAAGUUUGUUUCACAUCAAACUGGAAGCGGAAGCGGAGGAGGGCGUGGAAGAAACGUCAUCGAUAAUCUUAGUCAUGCGGAUCGUCGAGCCUUCUGCUACGAGCCUGGCUUUCGUCGGGAGCUCCCAGGAGAAUAUAGUUCAAAACUUCUACAGUGGUGGUAGAGGUAGUGUGGAAGCCAAGCGGUCACUGGUGGGCCUGAUGAUCAUGGUUUGCGAUUCAGCGGGGAUGGAACCUGUCCGCGAAGCCAUAGCAGGUGGUUGGAAUGAAGGCAGGACGGCAUUUACCGAGCAAUUCAAGUACAGAUUGAUGUGGCCAGUAAUAUCAAGAGUACUGCUGGACUGGAGGGAUCACGCCUACCAAGGAUGGCCUCAAAACAGGACGCUAGAGUCGAUGGGAUUCACGAGCCCAGAAGAUGCACUAAAACUUGUCCCCCUCGUGUUCAAUGAUCGGGAUCGGACUCGUGUUCAAUGA